Molecule: messenger RNA, 2259 nt
Organism: Candida dubliniensis CD36
Lineage: Eukaryota; Fungi; Ascomycota; Pichiomycetes; Serinales; Debaryomycetaceae
Gene: GYP8
Product: Gyp8p
Exons: 1
Coding region: 1-2259 (752 amino acids)
Biological process (GO): endoplasmic reticulum to Golgi vesicle-mediated transport; positive regulation of GTPase activity
Cellular component (GO): endoplasmic reticulum membrane
Molecular function (GO): GTPase activator activity
Source: RefSeq, a predicted model, not a curated record
AUGUCAGUCAUCACAUCUGAGAUAUCUUAUCAACCUUCAUCAUCAAUGGAUAUAGAUUUUCUAGGAGAAUCAUUAUACCGAAGCAAUGAAGAUAAUUUGCCCCUAAAUGAUCAUAUCAAAAAUUUAAAAGUUAAAACAAUUUAUAAUACAAUCACCAAAACAAAUGAUAAACAGGAAGUACUUAAAUUAUUAACUGAUUUAGCUCGAUCUACUGAUGGACUUAUUAAUAAUGAAUUAAGAUGUAAAAUAUGGCCAAUCUUAUUAGGUAUAGAUGAUAAUAGCAACAUCCACAAUAAAGAUGUUACCAUCAAAAAUGACAACCAUCUUCCACCUUCAAUACUUUCAAAUAACAAAUUUUCUACAGAUUUAUUUUUACAAGAUUUACAAUGUGUUGAAUUACCACCUCAUAAAGAUGAAGAUCAAGUAAAAUUAGAUAUUCAACGAUCAAUAACAAUUUUAAAUCAUAUACAAUCAUUACUGUAUUCAGGUUCAUCAUCUUAUACAACAAUAUUAACAACCAAUGAAAUUGAUCAUUUAAAGGGGAAAUUAUCCAAUUUAAUUAUAAAAUUAUUACGGAAAUAUCCUAGUUUAAAUUAUUAUCAAGGAUUUCAUGAUAUUGCCAGUAUUAUUUUAUUAGUAUGUUAUAUUCCUAAUGAUAAACUGGAUGAUUAUAAUAUUAAUAUCAAUGGAUCAAAACAUAAUGAUGGAUCUAAUAAUACUUAUGAAGAUGGUAAUGAUUAUCAAAUUGAUGAAGAAUUGGCAUUUAAAAUGUUGGAAAAAUUGGCAAUUUAUCAUUUACGAGAUUAUUUAAUUACUGAUAUUAAUUUAUCAAUAAAUCAUUUACGAUUAAUUCCCACAAUAUUACAAAUUGUUGAUAAUCAAUUAUUUGAAUUAAUUAAACAAACUUCAAAUUCAUUUAUUCAAUCUCAAGGAUUAAAUUAUGAUUAUAAAUUUUAUCAAGCAUUAUCAUCAAUUUUAACCAUUUAUUCUCAUGAUUUAAUUAAUUUAUCACAAAUAUUAACUUUAUGGGAUUUCAGUUUAAGUUAUAAUUCCGUAUUAAUAAAUAUGUAUAUUUAUGUGGCCACAUUAAUAACUUUUAAAUCAAAAAUUUGGCAAACUUUAAAUAUUCCACAAGAAGAAAAUGAUGAUAUCUCCAUUGAUUUUAGUAAUAUUGAUCCUGAUAUAGUUCAUAGUACUAUAUCAUCAAGUAAUUUAUUUGAUGGAUUAACUGAUUCUCAAUUAGUUACAAUACUUAAUAAAUCAAAAGAAUUACUUGAAAUGUUCCCUAUAGAUGAGUUAACUAAUAAUGAAACUACUUGGAAUAAAUGGUUUCAACAAUAUAAUGUCGAUUCAGUAUUGUGUAAUACAUCGAAAUUAGUUGAUAAUGGCAACGAUAAUCUGAAAUUAGAAAAAUUUAAUCAAUAUAGAUAUUUAAUAUCACAAGAUCAAAAUGAAAAACUAGAAGAAUAUGUUGAUGAAUUACUGAAUCUAAUAGCAAAACAAGAUAAUCAAAUAUUAAAACAAGUUAAAGAUGAACAGAUAGAAGAAGAAAAGAUUUUCCAAGAACUACUAGCGAAGCAACAACAACAACAACAACAACAAGAAGAAGAAGAGGAAUUAUCACAAUCAAUACAAUCAAUACAAUAUGAUGAAGAUGAUGGUAAUUCGUUGUCAUCAUCAAGUGGAAAUCUGUUAUCAUCAUCAUUAACAUUGGCCAAUUCAAUUACUUCAUCUUCAAUUCAUAGAAUUAAAUCAACGUUAUUAUUUAGAAAAUUCUUUCACAAUAAUGAUGUGGAAGAAUCUCAAGAAAUUAACGAUACUACGAUCACCACCACCACCAAUAACAAUAACAAUAACAAUAACAAUAGCAAUGAUGAUGAUGAUGCUGAUGAAAGGGUUAUUAGAAAUAAGAAUUGGAUUUUAUCAUUAUUAAACAACAACAACAACAACAACAACAACAACAAUAUUUAUAAAAUCAGUAUUACUAUUGGUUUUAUUGGUUUCAUUCUCCAUUUUUUUCUUAUAAAACCUAAUAAUAAUAGUAAUUUUUUGAUAACAAUGAUUAUUAAUCCAAUAAAACAAUUAUUACAAUAUGAACCAUUAUUUACAUUAAGUACAAUUGGUACAACAUUUAUUAAUGAUCUUGAAGAAAGUUUUAAUAGUAUUACUAAUGGUGGUAUUACAACUAAUAAUAUAGGGAAUUUUUUCGGAAAUAUUGGAAUUGGUAAUAUUAGAAAUACAAUUUAUGGAUUUAAUUGA